CCUCGGCACCGAUCUCCGAAGCUCGCGAGGCUUGCUGUCCAGGUGGCCGGCGAUGAGCCCGCGAGGGCCGUGAGUGAUAGUGAGGCGCCACAGGUGGCCGCGCACGCCCGUCCCUCGGACCGACGCCGUCCUUUAUCGGGAUGAGCACGUGGUAGGGAGACGCGAGGGGGGAGGGCCACCUUCAGUGCCAGAAGAAAUUCAGUGACGAGAUUGUUUCGGAGAAUACACAAUGGAUGACUCGGAGUUAGCUUCAGAGAUGCCAGGAAAUACGACGAUGGCAGGAAGUACCUUGCAAGAGGAUGAACUGCGACUGAUUAAAUUGGAGCGCCAGAAGGAGUGCCUGAAGCAAUUGUCCGUCAACGCCAGUCUGCCACCAGAACCUUAUUGUCCAGCAAUUUUCGAUGGCUGGUCGUGUUGGCCAAAUACGCCUGCGGGAACAACGGCGUACACACCCUGUCCAAGUUUCGUCACUGGAUUCGAUCCGACAUUAAUAGCACACAAAGAAUGUGAACCAAAUGGCACGUGGUUCAUGCACCCAGAAACGCAUAAAGUUUGGAGUAAUUAUACGACAUGUGUCAACCGAGUGGACUACAGUUGGCAGCAGCAGUUAAACGUCAUUUACGAAACGGGAUAUACGAUAUCACUGAUAGCGUUACUCAUAUCUCUAGGAAUCCUCACGUACUUUCGAUCACUGAGGUGCGCCCGAAUAACAUUGCACAUGAAUCUAUUCGCUUCGUUUGCCCUCAACAAUGUCCUCUGGCUUAUUUGGUACGGCUCCGUCGUGGCAAACGUCAAACUACUCUUCAAUAAUGGCUUAAUGUGUCGCUUCCUUCACGUAAUACUUCACUACUACCUGCUUACCAACUACGCGUGGAUGCUCUGCGAGGGCAUUUACCUGCACACGUUGCUCGUCAGCGCCUUCACGAGCGAGCAUAAAUUGGUAAAGUGGCUCAUGGGCUUUGGAUGGCCAGUGCCCGCGAUCAUCGUCACGAUCUACGCGGCUUUAAGGGCAACGAGCGAUGAUCCCGCCGACACCCUGCAAUGCUGGAUCAGCGAAGGCAAUUACAUCUUCAUGUUAGUUUACCCCGUUUGCGUGUCAACGCUUCUCAACCUGUUGUUCCUUUGCAACAUCGUUCGGGUGCUGCUUACAAAGCUGAGGGCCGGACCUGCGAUUGGCACCCAGCCGUCACGCUCGAUGUUACAGGCCUUCCGUGCGACGCUGCUGCUCGUACCAUUGCUGGGUCUCCACUACCUCGUCAUUCCGUUUCGACCGGAAAAGGGACACCCCUGGGAGAAAGCUUAUGAUGUUAUGUCGGCCAUAACGGCAUCCUUUCAAGGUCUUUGUGUGGCGAUACUCUUCUGCUUUUGUAACGGUGAGGUAAUAGCGCAAUUCAAGCGAAAGUGGGAAGGGACGGCAUUUGCGAGAAAACGCGCAAACUCUUGCACCGCCACCACAGUAUCGUUUGUCCGCUCGACCGCAGGUCCGAUGGCGGGAGAGGAGAAAGUAUGACUAUCAGUCGGCACCAUCGGCGGAGCCCCGAGACACGAGCAGCAGCAGCAGCUGCAAGCUUGCAAGCACUAAAGCCACGGCUACAUCCCUCGACGCCGAGCUCCAUCAGCCGCUCACCAUCCUCGCAUCGGCGACCAACGGCAAUGGAAGCGCAGCCAAUCACACCUCCGGACUACUUCUUAGACGUCCCGACAACUACGAUGUCCCAACUGGCAACGUCCCCAAUUGGCAAUCCCAGUGUUAGCCGAGCUUCUGCUUCAUUUUCCAUCGCCGUGUUGUCUGCCACAUCUCAACCUCCGUAAUAAAGCUUCGGCUGGCGUCCAAAGGGGCG
Molecule: messenger RNA, 1841 nt
Organism: Ceratosolen solmsi marchali
Lineage: Eukaryota; Metazoa; Arthropoda; Insecta; Hymenoptera; Agaonidae
Gene: Dh31-R
Product: Diuretic hormone 31 Receptor
Exons: 13
Coding region: 230-1510 (426 amino acids)
Biological process (GO): cell surface receptor signaling pathway; adenylate cyclase-modulating G protein-coupled receptor signaling pathway
Cellular component (GO): plasma membrane
Molecular function (GO): G protein-coupled peptide receptor activity
Source: RefSeq, a predicted model, not a curated record